Messenger RNA from Biomphalaria glabrata, 16179 nucleotides. RefSeq names its product midasin-like. Gene Ontology annotation, cellular component: nucleus; preribosome, large subunit precursor. The transcript has 105 exons. The coding region runs from base 113 to 15964 and encodes 5283 amino acids. NCBI's taxonomy places the organism in Eukaryota, Metazoa, Mollusca, Gastropoda, Planorbidae. Gene Ontology annotation, biological process: ribosomal large subunit assembly; rRNA processing. Gene Ontology annotation, molecular function: ATP hydrolysis activity; ATP binding. The record is from RefSeq and is a predicted model, not a curated record.
UAGGUCUGUGUUAUAGACCAUGUGGGAUAGUAAAUAUUGAAUUUACAAUACCUUACUCAAUGUUUAUGUUUUGUCUUAAUCAUAUUCAUUAAACUUUUUAGUCAAAGUCAUCAUGGAAAAUGAAAUAUCUUCUUGGAAUAUGUUGAAUGGUCUCAGUUAUAUUUGUAAAGUGAACAAAAUAUGUGCUUCGAAACUGCUUAAUUAUCUUUCAAAGCAGAUAUGGUCACAGCAGGACAGAGAAGCACUAGUCAAGCAACUCUCUGAUCUUCUUCUUCAUUCAGAGUGUAUAGUUGAUAUUUGUGUAUGCUUUAGACCACUGAUACUAGAACUUGCUCACAGGCUGCUUCACACAAUUUUAAAGGACAAACAUUCCAACGUUGAACUGUUGAAAAAAUUUGCAGUUCUGAUUAGUCAUGGAUUUUGUGUUAGCCCCGAAUUACAAAGGUUUGCUGUAGAUUUUGUAAGACAACAUAAACCUUUCUUACAGACAGAAAUCUAUGUUGAUGGAGAGCCCUCUAAGAAAAAGAAAAAGAAACAUCAAAUAGCUGACUUGGACUGGUGUUGUGCGAUGUGGAACUAUCUGCUUUACCUACCUGAGUUAUCAGACAGCUUAGAUCUGCACCAUCUCACUGAUUAUUUAUCUUCUAGCAACUCUUUGGUCAGAUGGUUUGCUGCUUUGUCUUUGAGUAGACAUUUACAUUUGUCUGAAUGUGAGCGUAAUGUAUUUUUGAACAAAUACUUUUCAUUGGAAGAGCAACGAUUGUUAUUAUUGAGAACAGAAAAAGAAAAACUGAACAGUGAGAAAAAAGUAUUGUUAGCCAAAGGAAUAUUGCAAGUAGAAAGGCUGGGCACAUCACAGAGCUACACAAAGCAAAGUUUAUUGAACAGUGAUAUGAGUGAAAGUGUCCUGAGUUUCAUGGGAAUAUUAUUACCAAUGGUGCACAUCCAGUCUACAGACCAUCGAACAUGGAAUCCUCUGGUUCUGGUACCAUCAACACAACAUCAUCUAAAAAGUCUAGCACUUGCUGUGGCAAGCUGUAAGCCAGUCAUGCUUCAAGGCCCAGUCGGCUGUGGGAAGACAUGCUUAGUUGAGCAUCUAGCACACAUUACUGGACGUACCAGAGCACCCUACCUUUUGAAAAUUCAGCUUGGAGACCAGACAGAUAGUAAAGCCCUUCUAGGUACAUACUGUAGUACUGAAGUACCAGGUGAGUUUGUCUGGAGAGCUGGUGUACUCACUAGAGCUCUGUAUGAAGGGAGCUGGCUGCUGUUAGAAGAUGUUGAUACUGCUCCCAUGGAUGUGUUAUCCUUAUUGAUAGCCCUGGCAGAGACUGGGAAGUUAUCAGUUCCAGGUCAUGGGGAUGAAAUCAGAGCAUCGCCAGGUUUUCAACUGUUUGUGACCAGAAGACUCCACAGUACUUCAGAUGGAUUAUAUGAAAGUAAAAGUGGCCACUGUUCAGGCCUUGAAAAACUGUGUUCUGUUAUCAACUUGGAGCCUUUAUCUAGAGAGGAAUUAAAGGAGGUGAUCACUGUAAUGUACCCAGUGUUGGAACCAGUUGUGGAUAAACUUUUAGACAUUUAUUUCAUGCUGUCUUCUGGGAGACAUCACUCAAUCAUUGCUGGGGAAGAAGAAAUCCACACACUUGGAAAGUUUAUUACUUUGGAUGGACGUCCUAUUUCUACCAGAGACCUGAUGACAUGGUGCAGUCGUUCAGCUGUAAACUUCAAUCACAUGGAAACAUCUCAAGGUGUCAAAGUGUUUCUUGAAGCUUUGGAUUGUUUUGUAUCUUGUCUUUCUAAAAACACUAAGAGAAUUGCAUUGGCAGCAGCCAUAGGAGAGAAAUUGAAUGUCACAGAGGAAAGGGCCAAAUAUUUUUGUACUGAGUAUAAACCUAGUCUGGAGGAUUCAGUCAACUUUUUGAAAAUAGGGAGAGACAGUUUGAAAAAACAAAAGCAAAUAUUACAAAGUAAACCAGCACCAACAUUUUCAUACACAAGAUCUUCAAUGGUGUUAUUGGAAAAGGUAUCAGUUUGUAUACAACGCAAUGAGCCAGUUUUAUUGUGUGGAGAAACUGGUACUGGGAAAACUUCAACUAUUCAUUUCCUGGCCCAUCAUUUAGGUCACAAGCUUCAUGUUAUUAAUUUAAAUCAACAAAGUGACAGCACAGAUCUUCUUGGAGGGUUUAAACCAGUGGACUUUAAGUUUGUUAUGAAGCCUCUUAGAGAAGAAUUUGAAACAUUGUUUUGUGAAUGUUUCUCUAGAGCUCAAAAUGAAAAAUUUUUAUCUCAUAUACAGACUUUAUUUGCUAAAAAGAGAUGGAAGGAUCUACUAAUUUUAUUUGAAGCUCCAAUAAACAAAGCACUGAUGAAAUAUGAUCAAGAGAGCUUGCAAUAUGCUGAGUGGAACAAAGUAAAAAACAGAAUCAAUGAGCUACGUCUUCAGAUUAGAGAAGCAGAAAAUGUUUUGGCAUUUUCUUUUAUUGAAGGAGCCUUGGUGAAAGCCUUGAAAAAUGGAGACUGGGUUCUUUUGGAUGAGAUCAACCUUGCUGCUGCUGAAACACUGGAGUGUUUGAGUGGCCUUCUAGAAAGUGUAUCAGGAUCAGUAGUACUGACAGAGAGAGGGGAUGUAGAGCCAGUCAUAAGACAUCCUGACUUUAGGCUGUUUGCCUGUAUGAACCCAGCCACUGAUGUUGGGAAAAAAGAUUUGCCUGUUGGAAUAAGAAAUAGAUUGACAGAGUUUUAUGUUGAGGAGUUGGAAUGCCCCAAAGAUCUGAGCACCUUGGUUCGAGAUUAUCUUACUGGCUUGUCUCUAUCCUCAAAACAAAUAGCUGGAAUUGUCAAUUUCUACCUGAAUAUUAAAAAUGAUCCUUCAGAUAAAUUGACAGAUGGCACAGGGCACAAACCACAUUAUAGCCUGCGCACAUUAUGUCGAGCUUUAAGAUUCUGUGGAAGAAAUCCUUGUCAAAGUGUCCCAAGAUCUCUAUAUGAGGGUUUCUGUUUAAGUUUCCUAACCCAACUGGACAGAGCCUCUCAUCCAACAGUCUGUCAGCUGAUAUGUAAACAUCUUCUCCCCAAUGAUUCUUCCAAAGCUGUGUUGUCACAGAAGCUGCCUAAACCAGAGGGUGACUUUAUUAAUGUAGCUGACUACUGGAUCUCGAAAGGUCAACUUAAGCCAAUAAUACCUCAGCAUUAUAUCCUGACAGCAUCAGUGAAACUUAACUUGAAAGAUCUAGCCAGGGUGGUGUCCGCAGGAAAACAUCCAGUCCUGUUACAAGGUGAGACUUCAGUUGGCAAAACAAGUUUAAUUCAUUAUUUGGCUCAACUUACUGGCAAUGUGUGUCUAAGAGUGAACAAUCAUGAACACACAGACAUCCAAGAGUAUAUUGGCUCUUAUGUUGCUGAUGAACUUGGCAAGCUGGUCUUUAAAGAUGGUGUUUUGGUAGAAGCUAUGAGGAAAGGUUAUUGGAUUAUUUUGGAUGAACUUAAUCUGGCACCAACAGAUGUUCUAGAAGCUUUAAAUAGAUUGUUGGAUGACAACCAAGAAUUAUUUAUCCCAGAAACCCAGGAGAUGGUUCAAGCUCAUCCCAAAUUCAUUUUGUUUGCUACCCAAAAUCCUCCUGGUCUUUAUGGAGGAAGAAAGAUUUUGUCAAGAGCAUUCCGCAAUCGCUUCAUUGAACUUCACUUUGAUGAGAUCCCCCCCUCAGAACUUGAAAUUAUUCUGCAUGAAAGAUGUGAAAUUCCUUUAUCUUAUGCUAAGAAGCUGGUGUCAGUCAUGUUAGACUUGCAGACACAUCGCAGAGGCUCUGGCAUAUUUUUUGGUAAACAUGGCUUCAUGACACUGAGAGAUUUGUUCCGAUGGGCUACAAGAUAUAAAUGUCCUGAUGCUGGAGAAGGAGAAACAUUUUAUGAUUGGGAUCAACACUUAGCUGAACAUGGUUAUUUACUUCUUGCUGGUCGAGUAAGAAAAAUUGAAGAGGAAACUAUCAUCAAAGAGGUACUGCAGAAACACUUCAAAAGGAUAUUGGAUGUUAAUUCUUUGUACAGUAUCACACCUGGGACGUCUGGCCCCAUUCAAAGAUUGUUGUCUGGUGUAAUGGAACAACAACUUCCAGGAUUUCAGCAGAUAGUUUGGACAUACAGUAUGAGAAGAUUGGCUGUACUGAUUGGCCAGGCAAUCAAGUUCAAGGAACCUGUUCUAUUAGUUGGAAGCACUGGAGUUGGCAAGACUACUAUCUGUCAGUUGUAUGCAGCCAUGCAAGGGAAAAAACUGUAUUCUAUUAAUUGCCAUAUGCAUACUGAAAGUGCUGAUUUCCUAGGAGGCUUAAGACCUGUUAGGUCUCGAGAAAAUUCUGAGAAAUGUGAAAAUCAAAAGUUGUUUGAAUGGAAAGAUGGUCCAUUGAUUCUUGCUAUGAAAGAGGGCUCCAUGUUUUUAGUGGAUGAAAUUUCACUGGCUGAUGAUUCAGUUUUAGAAAGAUUAAACAGUGUGCUGGAACCAGAAAGAACAUUAGUACUUGCUGAAAAAGGUGGGACUGAAUCAACUGUGACCACAGAGAUUGAAAUAUUGAGAGCUGAUGAACAGUUCCAAGUGUUUGCUACCAUGAACCCUGGAGGAGACUUUGGUAAAAAAGAACUUUCUCCAGCUCUGCGUAACAGAUUUACAGAGAUUUGGUGUCCCCAGUCAUUAGAACAUAGUGAUCUUGUUGCCAUCAUUGAAAAAAGUAUAACAUCGGAUGCACGUCUGUAUGCUAGCCCAGAUGGAACUAGUGGGUUUGGUCAUGCCAUCAUGGAGUUUAUUGAGUGGUUCCUAGCUACAGAUCUUGGUAGAAGGACUACUGUCAGUAUCAGAGAUAUCAUCAACUGGGCUUACUUUAUAAAUACCUGUACAUCUAGUCAUGAGGACUCUCAUGUAUUGGACCCUAUCACUGCCUAUAUACAUGGAGCUUGUAUCAUAUUUAUUGAUAGUCUUGGCACAGGAUCAACUAGUUCUAUACCAGAACACAGAAGUCAUGUUUCUCGCAUAGCCUGUCUUCAGUUCCUACACCAGCAACUAGUUAGAUUGACUGGAGUAAGUGUAGACUUUAACAAGUGUGGCUUACUUUUCCAAUCUGCCAAUGUAGAGAAGUCUUUGGUUGUUACAGAGAACACACUGACAAUAUAUCCUUUCACUAUCAGGAGAGAUCCUGUCAAGUAUACCAAUGAUGAGCCCUUCACUUUUGAUGCUCCAACUACUUAUAUGAAUGCACAGAAACUUCUUCGUGCUCUCCAGUUGUCUCGCCCAAUACUGCUUGAAGGCUCACCUGGUGUUGGGAAAACUACUCUUGUAGCUGCAGUUGCCAGAAUGGCUUGUAAAAAGUUUACCAGGAUCAAUUUGUCAGAACAGACUGAUGUGACAGAUUUGUUUGGUGCUGACCUUCCAGUGGAGGGAGGGGAAGCUGGAAUGUUUGCCUGGAGAGAUGGUCCAUUUCUACAAGCCUUAAAAGCUGGACAUUGGGUCAUUCUUGAUGAGCUAAAUCUGGCCUCACAGUCUGUGUUAGAGGGUCUGAAUGCUUGCUUUGAUCACAGAGGGGAAAUCUACAUUCCAGAGCUGGGCAAAAUGUUUUAUAUUCAGCCAGACCAAACUCGCAUUUUUGCUUGUCAGAACCCACUGUCUCAAGGAGGAGGAAGAAAAGGCUUGCCACAGUCUUUUCUAAACAGAUUCACUCAGGUUUACAUUGAUCCCUUGACUAAAGAUGAUCUUGUCUACAUUCUAUCAACCCUUUAUCCUGAGUUUCCUAAAGAUAUGUUGUCAGCAAUGAUGGAGUUCAAUUCAAAGGUUUUAGAAGACACAAUGGAGAAGAAGUUGUGGGCAGUGAAAGGCUCUCCUUGGGAGUUUAACUUGAGGGAUCUGUACAGGUGGUGUGACUUGCUCAAACAGAAUCAGAGCUCUUCAAGUUUCAAUCCAGGAGAGUAUAUUGGACUUAUCUAUGUAGAUAGGAUGAGAACACUGGCAGACAAACUGAAGAUGGAAGAGAGAUACAUAUCAACUAUGGGCUCCAGAUAUCCACUGUACACAUCUUCUAGAAAGCUUCACUUUGGACAGACAACUUUACAGGUUGGACAUUCCUUCCUGGUUAGAGAGAAUCCAUUCUGGAAUGCAUCCACUGGUACUGUGGUCAUACUACAUCAUCAUUUAGAAAAGAUGGAAUCUCUGAUGAAAUGUGUAGAGAUGGGAUGGUUGGCCAUUCUGCUUGGUUCCCAGUCAACUGGUAAAACUAGUCUGGUCAAACUACUGGCUCAACUAACUGGAAAUACUCUUGUAAUUCUUCCCAUGAACAGUUCCAUGGAUACCAUAGAACUCUUAGGUGGUUUUGAGCAGACGGAUGUAUGGAAACACAUUGGAGACAUUAGCUCAUUAAUAUUACAAGAAAUCAAACAGUUACAAAGAAAGUGUCUCCUGGCUGAAGAUGUAAAAGAAAAGUCCAAAGUUGAGAGUUUAGAAAGACAUUGGUCAGAAUAUAUUCAUUUACCUAGAUCAACUGAAGGCAUGUCAAGUGAAGAGCAUCAAAGUCUACUGAAGCAACAUGUUCAGCAUUUACAAACUAUUGUAUUACUUUUGGAGAAAGUCAAACAGAAAGACCUGGACAAUGGUGUACUUAAUGUUGGACAUCAGCUGGCCCAUCUCAUCAAUACUUUAUCAAAUAGGAAGUCUGGAGUUUGUGGUGGGGGAACUUUUGAGUGGGUGGACAGUGUUCUGGUCAAGGCACUUCAGAAUGGUCAUUGGCUUCUGAUAGAUAAUGUGAAUUUUUGCUGUGCAUCAGUUCUGGAUCGACUAAAUGCUCUCCUAGAACCUAAAGGAAUUCUUAGUAUCAAUGAAAGAGGAACAGUUGAUGGAGUGACUGUAAACAUUGUACCCCACCCACAGUUUAGGUUAUUCUUUGCUAUGGACCCCAAGCAUGGAGAAAUGUCUAGGGCCAUGAGAAAUAGAGGUGUUGAAAUAUGUCUCCUUGGUGAAGAUGAUGAUUGCCCCUUCAGUAAAGAAGAUGUCAGCUUUAUGUUGCAAGUUGUAGGGUUGGCAAGUCCAAAACUCUUGGAUUGGUUAAUUGCUUUACAUUCAGCAAUGAGAUCCCAGUUACCUUAUGGUGAAAAGCCUGUCAUGGCUGAUCUGCUGCAUGCUGGGAGUUUACUGUCUCAGCUAUUGGCUAAAGGUUACUGUCUUCCUGAGGCAUCAAGACAUAUUAUUCAGGAUGUAUAUGUCAGUGCAACAAAAUACUCUACCACAAAACAGAUUGCUAAAGAUUUAGCUGUUCAAUGUUUGAGUGAACUCCCUUUAUGUGAUCAAGAGGAAGUAACCAAGACAGUAUUGCCUAGAUUAAAGAUGUCACUUAUUAAUGAUGUGUCUUAUUUAAGUCAAGUCAAAAUGGCUUCUGUUGUACUGUUAUCUAUUUUACAAGACGUAUCUGGAGAGUCUGAGCAACUGAUCCAAGAUAAAAUCAAAUCUGAGGCAGCUGCAUCCAUUUUUGUAAGACUUCAGUCUGAAGAGAGUUGGCAGCUUUCACUUGAUUGGCUAAGUAUGAUGACCUCUGAGAACUUCAGCAGUAGGGACUUAGUAUUCCAGUCCUUCACAGACAGAAUUAGAAAGCUGCUAGCUGCUAGUCUUACUCACAUUUUUAACUCAUUGACAUGGAAGCAACUACAGAAUGUUCUGCAAAAAAUAUUUUGUACUUCCAUACCAGCAUUGUCAUUGAUGUGCAAACAAAGUUGGGAUUUGAACAUGAAUCCCCAGGCCUGUCAGCGGGCUUUGGUGAUGUUGGGUGAUGUUGACACCAAGACUCAGCAUAAUUUGAAUGUUUUAAAGAGUUUUACUCAAAGACUUGAGAUGUUACAACAUUGUUGCCAGGUUGCCUUUAACCUAAAAGAGAAAUUGGACACCAUGGAUCAGGCAAAAGGUAACAAGACACAACACAAAGUUGUUGGCCUUGUCUCUUUGUUUCUAUCAGAAUUAGCUGAUUCUCUUCCCGACUUAGUGCUUACUAUGGACCAAGAAACUUUAGAACAGUUAAACAAGUCUUACUUGCAGCUCCACUGGCUCUAUUAUUUGGCAGAUACAGCUGUAUGCAGCCAGAGUCUGCCUAAAGAAGUGUUCUUAGCUUUCCUUUCUCUUCACUGGCAUUGGGUUGUGGAUAAACUCAGCAGUUUGAUGGCACACAGCACUAGCACUAAUUCCAAGCUGUACAUGGCUUCUGAAGAACUGAAACGUCAUUUGGGAGGAGGUGACAACCAAGUGAAAUUGUACAUUAGGUUCUGGCAUUCUUUUGGUCACCCAAGAAGCUAUGCCACUCAAGUGGAAGCAGAUUUUGCAGCUGAUGUGAACAGCGUUAGAACAUCUUUGAAUACUUGUCAUGUUGGUACAUUGGAAAAGAUCAAGUCAAAGGUUGAGCUUCUGGCUGGUACCCCUAUAGUCCAGCAGUUGUGGAACAUGAUGAGGCUGUUGGACCAAGGACAAUGGUUACAGGCUCAGGAAGAUUUGGUUCAUGUGAAGCAGAUAUUGUCACAAACAUCAAAUUUGAGCCAGAACUUCCCCUCAAGACUUGUCAGUUUAUGGCCUCUGUUUGAUCACUUGGCACUGGUAGUAGAAAUGUCACUGUAUUCUGGUACCAGUUGUUUGGAAGAUGAAGAGAUUUGUCAGGACUAUAUUUUAACACAUAUUCCUCGUCUACCUGGUUUCACUUGUCAUGAUGUACUGAACCAAAUGUGGGGGUCACCAUCAAGCUACAACCACCACCUGUGGAUAGAAUGGCCAAUAAGUGAUGAAGAACUUCUUGUGAGAGAAGUCAAACCAGGCCCUGCUGUGUUUCACCAAGCCAUAAUGUCCAAGUUUAUCAUGCACACCUUGACCAGACAUUCCACAUUGACCAGUGCUGAUCCCCUUCCAUUACACAUUGCUUUGGGUAGACUAGAGGAAGAAAGGCAACAGUUGUCACACAUCUCUAGACAUGUCUGGGCUCACAGUGCAACCUUAGCUAAUACACAGUAUGGUAUCAAUGUAUUUGAACAACACUUCUUGCUAGAAACUUUUAUGGAAAUGUUAUCUGCCCUUGGCUCAUCACUAUUACCUCCCCUCGAAGUCACUGCCUGGCAGCAACAUGUAAGAAAUGUAUUGUCUGAGCACAAGGAAGUCCCAGAGCACAUUCUGACAGACUUAGAGAAUAGACUCAAUCUUAACUCCCUCUCAUUGCAAGAUGGCCUCAAAUCAGAUAUUGCAUUGUGUUUUCACCAUAUGAGACAAGUAAUGACCAAUAUGGAACCAGAGAGAAGGAAAGCUAUUGUUGGAAGUGGUCUGGUUUAUGUGGGACUUGUUCUGGCUGAGCUCUUAUCACCUAAAGGACCUGUUGAUCCCAUGCAGAAAUCAAGAAUAAAACUGGAACAUUUUCAGCAGGAGUCUAAAGAAAUUCACUUUGAACUUGAAGCAUGGUGUACUUAUUUAAGACAGACAACAGGCAGAAGGUUAUCUGAGACUCCUCAAGAAUAUUAUCAUCCCAGGGUUGUUCAACUGUUACAGAGACAGUUGUAUUUGAAAGAUGCUCUCAGUCAAUUUGAAAACUGUAUAGCUUAUAGACCAGACCCUCUUCAGUUUUCUCAAGUAUCUCAAGCCAUUUCUGGCUUACUGAAGAACACAUGCAGUCGGGUCAAGAUAGCUGACCUGGUGUCAAGACUUAUCUGUGAGAACCAAGAGACAGGUUCCUCUUGUGUGACAGAAGAGCAUGUCUGGCAGGACACUACCUCCAGGUUCAUCCAACAACUCCAAAACACUUUCCAUUGUUUUAAAGAUGUCACUGAUCCAUUUGUUAAGGCUCUGUACACAAUGAAGUUUGGACUUAGGAUAUUGUCUGACAAAGCUGACAGAAUGUUACAAGUGAAGAAGUUUGGCUGUAUUCAAAGUAUUGCUAAAACAGUAGAAGACUUGUGCAGUUUUCCAACUGUCUCUUUUUCUCGGCCCAAUCUGCUGCAGUUAGCCAAUCAGUUAAUUCAGAAUGUUUGUAGUGAACUGAUCUGUAGUGUUUCCGACUCAGACAAAUAUAUCCACAGCAUUAAAUCAAGGUUGCUUGUUUGUGCCCUGUUCUUAGUAAAAGCUCACUGUUACAGCAACAGACAAUUAGACAGAGAAGUCAUGAUGACACUAACACAUAUUUUAGAUGACUUCACCCAUGCCUGGACUCAGCAGGAGGAACUAAGAAAGUGUAAAGAGGCAGAGAAAUCUUCACUCUUUGUCUAUAAGGAUGAAAUUCAUGGAGAUACUAGGUCUGAAAAAGAAAAAGAAGAGGCAGAUUUCAGGGCAGCUUAUCCUAGUUUUGAAUUGGCUUUCAUUGAUGUAACUGGAGCCAACAGACUGGAAGAUGUAGGUCUAGAAGCCAGAGCAUCAGAUUCUAUAGGAGCAAGUGAGCCACUUAAAGGCAUCAAUAUGCUAGAGAUGGUUCUGAUCAGCUCUGUACACAGAGAUCUCAUGACUUCAUUGAGCCAAGCUGAUUGGCUGGACAGAGUUCAAUGUAACUUCAAGCAGGACAUAGAUGUGUUGACUUCCUCUCUAAUGUCCUACCAGAUUGGUGCUGAAGUAGUCAAGAGUGUCUAUCAUGUGUUAGAUAAUGCUACAGAUCAAAGUAUCUUGGGUUCCCAUGUGUUGUUUGCCUCAUCACUACUGCAGAAUUUAAGGGAUGGAGAGGAACAGGUUACUUCAGAGAAAACAUACAAUAUUUAUUCUGAUUCUAAUGUGUGUGAAGUUAUCAAAUGCAAACCUGUGUUGGAGAAUUUAAGAAAGCGUGUUGCUGAGCUGUUGGCAGAGUGGCCUGAGCACCCAACUUUGUUACUGCUGAAUCAGUUAAUGGACAGAAUCCUGACCUUCUCAGUGACAGAACCAGUGAUGAAGUUCUUGACUGGAUUAGAACUUGUCCUACAAAAAGCUCAGGACUGGGAGAGCAAUGCUGCUUCAUUUGUCUCUAUGUCCAUCCAACUGGGAGAGAUUAGUCAACUUAUAGUUCACUGGAGGAAACUAGAGUUAAGUUGCUGGAAGAGUUCUCUAGACAGAGAGGAAGUGACUUGUCAAGAUAAAGCUAGCCAUUGGUGGUUUCAUCUUUACCAAUUACUCUCCUGUUAUAUCAACAAUGAGCAAUCACAAGAUGAACAACAGAGUUGUAAAGAUGAUCUGGUGACAUCAUUGAAGACAUUUAUGGAAAGUUCUUCAGUUGGAGAAUAUGAUGUACGACUUGACAUGUUGUUAGCAUUCCAUUGUCAGCUUGUGCAUGUGCAGGACAGUCCUACAAGCAAACAACUUCUUCAUUUGUUAUGGAAUCUCUAUCAGUUCUACAAACAAUAUCAAAACCAGGUUAGGCAUGAAAUAAAGACAAUGAGAGAACCUAUAGAGAAAAAGUUGAAAGGUUUUGUCAAGAUUGCUCGUUGGAAUGAUAUGAACUACUGGUCAUUAAAAGCAUCCACAGAAAAGACACAUAGAACUGUUCAUAAAUUUAUCAAAGAAUAUCAAGCUGUGUUACAUCAACCUGUCAAAACUUUGUUAGGAGACAAGAAAGAUGAUCAAUUGAGUUCAGAGGUCAGAGAGUCUACAGGAUUCUGUCUGGAAACAACAGUCCAAGAGGUCACUGGGAAGCUGAAGGAAAGUGUAACACUGAAUGAGUCUAUUGGUGUGAUCCAGCCCUACCAGCCUCCUGCUGCUCUAAGUGGCAUCACUUUAUUACCCAGACUUCAGUCUUUGUUUAAAAAGAUGAAAAAGCAUUUACUGAAAUGUGUUGAAGAUCCAGGUUUGAUGAAGAAUGUCCUGAUCCUGGAUGACUUCACAGGGGAGUUAAUUGAGGCAAUACAUUCUCUCCAGUCCCUCCAAGUAACACCAAGCUCAGAUAAAGAAAAACAACAAAAAGAAGCUCAUUCUAUCAACUUAAGAAAACGUAAAAGGUUGGCUGAACUCUUCCAGUAUCUGUCGGAUUUAGGUCUGUCCUUUAGGAAAGGUGUCAUUAAAAACAACAAAAUUGCUCUGGCAGAGGCUUUAGAGGUUCCACCAGUACAUUUAAGUACAAGUUCAGGAUUGCCAGUCUCCAGACUUUGGUCAAGUUGUGAUCAGUAUUUCUACAAGUGUAUGUCUAGACAUGCUCAGUUCAACUCAGCUAUUAUCUCACCAUCUAAGGAGCUGGGAAUGUCAGAGGUAGAAAGAUGUAGAGGUUUUAUAGAACACUUCUCUCAACUGUAUGUAGACCAGAGAUAUAGACUAGUACAACUGACUCAAGAUUUGUCUUCAUUAAGAAAAUAUUUUGAUGCUGUUACCACCUUAAUGGAAAAUGUAAGUUUACCUCCACAAGGUCAAAGUUCAUUAUUUCUGGCCAAGACUAAACAUUUAGCCACCAAAUUGUGUCAAGGUCUAAGCCAAACUAUACUUCUGCUAGAAGCUUGUCCUAAACAGCCUGACAGUCCUUCACCUCUAGCCAAACCUAAACUUUCUCCUUCAGCUGUGUGGACCCAUGGAGAUGUGUCGUGGAAACAUUGUCUUGAUCUACUACAGUCCUUACAAAGUAAGGUAACUAAGGCACAAGAGAAACUAGAGACACUCUCAAGCAAACUGUUACUGGGCAGAGAAGACAUGGUAGUUGUGUCCCACACCAUGGAGAUCUUUACUUCGUUCUUACAGCACUUUGACUGGAUAUCUGCUCAAUUCUCUGAUUGCUCUGGAGCACAGAGCUGUUUCACUGCUACAGUAAACUACCUGGCUCUUGAAGUGACUCAGUUGAACCAGGAGUUUACUGACUGGUGGGACCAUCUGAAAUGUGACUCUGAGCCUCCAAGUGUACAAGUGGCUGGGUUAAGUUUAAGAUGUGGAAAGGUUUUGUCACAUCUGUCACUUCCUGCUCAUGUAGAAUAUGGGGAAAAAACUCUUCAGUUUGUCAGGAGUGUGGAGUCUUUUGUAGAGGGAAUGUUACUGAGUGUCCAGAAUGUAGUAGCUCAAGCACAAAUGACUUCUAAUGAAGAGCUCCAAGAAGCUCAUAUAACUAAACAUCUUCUGGACAUGGAGACAAGUUUACUUAGUAAACUGAACUGUGCCAAGAGAAUAUCCAAGUUUGAAGAGCUUCUGAACAGUUUAAGGAGUAUGUCAGAUACUGUGUCAUAUGAUAAUCAGAGUCAGACAGAUAAAGAAAGUGUGAGUUUCUGUGCCAAGACACUUCUUCAUUGUCAGCCAUUGAUCAAGUCUUUCAGUAAUCUGAUAGAAGUACAACUUGUACAGUCUGUCUCACUGCACCGAUGUCUUGGCAAACUGUUAUCUGUCUUGUUGUCUGUCUUCACUGAACUUUCACAAAAGGGAUUUUGUCUUCCUCCUGAACUGAGUGAUGAGAUGUCUGCUGAGGGUGCUACAGAGUUCAAGGACAUUGAAGGAGGUGGCCUAGGGGAAGGAGAAGGUGCUAAAGAUGUCAGCGAUCAGAUUGAGUCUGAAGACCAGCUGGAAGGUGUGAAAGGCUUAGACAAUCCAAGCUCUGAGGAACCAAAAGAUGUGCCUUCCGAAGACAAUGCCAUUGAAAUGUCUGACGACUUUGAUGGCAAAAUACAAGAGAAUGAAACUAAUGACAAGGAAGAUAAUGAUGACGAUUCAGACAAAGGUGAAGAAGAAGAGAUGGACAAACAAAUGGGAGAUGUAGAGGAUGACAACAAUGACAAACUUGAUGAUAGAAUGUGGGGGAGUGAUGAGGAGGAAGAUCAUGAAGACAAGCCUGAUGAACAAGGAGGAGAUGGUGUAGACCAACAAAUGGAAGAGAUGGUAGCUAAAGAGGAUAUUAAGGACAAAGCUAAGGAACAUGAUGAUGAGAGAAACAAAGAAGAGAAUCGAGAAGAGAAUAAAGAAGAGAAUAAAGAAGAAGAAAAAGAUGAUUAUGAUGACAACCAAAUCAACCCUCACAAUGUUGACAAUGAAGAGAAGACAGAAGAAUUAGAGCUGCCUAAAGAUCUACAACUAGAUGAUGAAACUGCUGGGGACAAAGGGGAUGAAGAGAAAAUGGAAACAGAAAAUGAUGAAGACACUGAAAGAGCAGAUGAAAGUGAAAGUGAUAAAUGUGAUGAUGCAAAUGGUCAAGGCAGCAAUGAGAAUAAAGAGACUGAGGAAUUCCCUGCUGCUGAGGAGGUGGAGAAGGAAGGGCUGGAUGAGGAGGAGAAGGAAGGGGUGGAUGACUUUGAAACCAUGAAAGCAGAAGACCAGGAAGAGGAUGACCAGUCAGCUGUAAAGGAAGAUAAGCCUAGUUCAGAACUGAAGAGUGAGGACAAGUCCAGUCAGGACAAUGUGGUAGUGGAUGACCAAAGUGGAGCUGAUAACCAAACUGUUGAAAGCAGUGCUAGUCAAGUUGUCCAACCAGACUCCUCUGAAAAACAAAUGGAGGAUAAGGAAGAAGAAAGAGAAGGCGCUGGCGCAGCAAGCUCAGAAGAUCAAUCUGGACAUAAAGGUAGAAAUUCACAACAAAACACAGAUGGCGAUGAACAAGAGACAAAGCAAGAGAAACAUGCAGGAGAAUCCAAUGCUGAUAGAACUCUAGGCAGCAAUGAGAAAGAACAUCGUCAUUUAAAGACUCUGAAAGAGUCCAAAGAACAGAAGCAAGAGACAAAGACCAUCUCUAAAGCUCAGGAAUAUGAACAUGUGAGAGAUGCUCAGUUGGAAACAGAUGCUCAAAAUGUAGAUGCUGCCACUAAAGAUCAAAUGCUAGAGAAACAAGCUGUGCCCACACAGGAGGAGGAUGGAGAGUCCAUGAAUGAGGAUGAGGAAGUUGAGCCAGACAUAGAGAACAGUGAAGAUGUGGAAAUGUUUGAUCUCCCUGAAAUGCAGCCAGUUAAACCAAGGCAAGAUGGAGAAACUUGUCAAGACAACACUGAAGACAACAAAACUGGAGUUGAGAAAGAAAGUGUUGAAAUAGAAGGAGACAAAAUACUAACAAUGACAGCAGAGAGACCACCAGAGUCUAGCAUACACACAGUGAUAGACAAUCUUCAGUUGAGUCAUGAAGUAGACAUCCAUUUACUGAGGUCACAACUGGAGGAAAAUAUUCACAUCUGGUCUGAAGAUCCUACUGGACUUUUGAUGCAAGCAGCCAUUGAAGCCUGGCAGAAGUAUUACAGUUUGACGUCCCAACUGGCCCAGGAGCUGUGUGAACAACUCAGACUUAUACUGGAACCAUCUAAAGCUACAAAACUCAAGGGAGACUACCGCACAGGCAAAAGAUUAAACAUGAGAAAGGUUAUCCCUUACAUAGCCUCACAGUUUCGCAAAGACAAGAUUUGGCUGAGGAGAAGCAAGCCCAGCAAGAGAAAUUACCAGAUCAUGAUAGCUGUUGAUGAUUCAGCCAGUAUGGCUGACAGCCAUUCCAAACAGUUGGCGUUUGAGUCUCUAGCUCUGAUCUCCAAUGCACUGACACUUUUAGAAUCUGGAGAAUUGGCAGUUUGUAGCUUUGGGGAGGAGAUGCGCUUGCUUCAUCCAUUCUCUGAGCCAUUUACUAACGAGUCAGGGGCUAACAUUUUACACCUAAUGACAUGUCAACAGAAGCAAACGAAAUAUGGAAUGCUUCUAGACAAUGCAGUCCAUUUGAUCAAGCAAGCUGCUAGUUCUGCUCACACAUCAGCCAUGAAUGUAGACACUGCUCAACUUUUGCUGAUAUUGUCUGAUGGACAAGGUGUUUUUAGAGAAGGAAUGGACUUUGUAAAGCGUGCUGUUCGCAGAGCUCGAUCAGCUAGGAUCUUCAUUGUCUUUGUCAUCCUGGAUAAGAAAGGUUCAAUUUUAGAUGCUCGUGUACCUAUAAUGGAUUCUACAGGGAAGGUUCAAGAAAUCAAGUCUUACCUUGAAAUGUUUCCAUUUCCAUUCUACAUUAUUCUCAGAGACAUCAAUUCAAUGCCUCAGAUACUGAGUGAUGCAUUACGACAGUGGUUUGAAUUGGUCACUGCUUCAGACUCAAGUACAUAAGUUCAGUUUAGUCUUUCAGUCAGUUGUGACUUACUUCAUGGCAAAUGUUAUUUUAUUGAUUAUGGUUACAAUUUAAUUCAUUAAUUAUAUAUGAAUGUAUUAAUUAGUAUUAAUAAUUAAUGGUAAAUUAUUUGUUGCAUUACAAGUUCAUGAUGAAUAAAAUGUGAAAUAUAUGUAAAUAUGUCACCAAAACAGACAAUAAACUAUGAAAAGCC